AUGGACUCGACGGACCGAGAGCAACGUCGCAAUAGUCCGUCUCUCUAUGGCACGUCGAGCUUCUCGACGCCGUUGAAACUAGAAGACAAGAGCCUGGAUCCUGUGUCUGCUGACGCUCAAGUCGUGGCGUCUCGGACGCGCACCGAAGAAGAGAUCGUUGAGCUGGGGCAGGAACAGCAGACGCCGUCGGCGUUUACGAAUCUCUUGGGCAAACGUGAGGCAGAAACGGAGCUGCAGGAGGAGGAAAAUGGCAGUGAAGAAGCUGAUGAAGAGACGCCGCAUCUGCUGCCCAUGGUGGAAGAGGAGGAACAGGAGCAAGAUCUGGCGCUCGUGCAGUGCGCGGGGAUGGACCAGUGCUUUGACUCGUGGAACGAGUUUCACCGUGCGAUGGACGACUAUUGUGAGGCGACGCACCAGCCAAUGAGACUGCGGACAUCGGACUCGGCAAAAGCAGUGAACUCUCGAGCGGCAAAGAGGAACAGUAUGAAGGAUCCGAUCGACGAGAGUGUUGGGUUCGUCAAGAAGCUUUACUUGUGUACACAUGGAGUAAAGACAAAGCCCCGUGGCAAAGGCAAACGACCGAGACAGCACUAUCGCUACAUGGGGUGCCCUGCAAUGAUCCGAGCUUGUAUCUCGGAACGCAAGCCGAAUGAUCCGGAAGGACACGGUAAAAGUAAAUACGUCGUCCGUGUUGUGGCCCAAAUCAACCGCCACAACCAUCGUCUGAGUGAACACUUGUUCAAGUCAUACUCGGAAAGUCGUGUGGUGAUAGACGAUGAGCUUGUGGUGCCGAGCUCUCAGCGGCGGCUAGAGCAAGCUGUAGGUGCUCCUGCUUCAGUUGCGACUGCACCUGUCGAACAAGAGAUUGCUGCCACGGUCCAUCCAGAGCUGGAAGAUUCUGCCUUGAAAACAAGUUCGUUGUUUCAAGCUCAGCCGCUGGACCUCGUGCCUGUUUCACGCGUCAAAAUUCGUGUGGGCUGGAUCGGAACAGGCAUCAUGGGUUCGAGCAUGUGCGGCCAUUUGAUUAAUCAUGGCUACGACGUCACGGUGUAUAAUCGAACGCUCUCGAAAUGCGACGAGCUACGAGACAAGGGGGCCAGAGUCGCAGGUUCACCAGCUGAAGUAGCCCAAAACGCCGACAUUGUGUUUAUCAUGGUCGGGUAUCCGAGCGACGUUAAGUCGGUCGUGCUUGACCCAGACUCGGGCUUACUCUCGCGAAUGAAGGCUGGCGGUAUCAUCGUGGACAUGACGACAAGUGAACCCGCAUUGGCGAAAAAAAUUUAUGAUGCAGCCAAGUUGAAGGAGGUUUCCACUCUCGAUGCACCCGUGUCAGGAGGCGAUGUCGGUGCGCGCGACGCAACGCUAUCUAUCAUGGUUGGUGGGGAUGUCGAUCCUGUCUACGUCACGAUGCCGUUUUUCAGUGUAAUGGGCAAGACUGUUCGCCACAUGGGUCAUGCUGGAGCGGGCCAGCACACGAAAAUGAUGAAUCAAAUAUUGAUCGCGACCAAUAUGAUAGGAGUUGUCGAAGGCCUUUUGUAUGCAAGGAAGAGUGGCCUGGAUAUUGGGGAAGCUAUUCGGAUUGUGAGCGCGGGCGCGGCAGGUUCGUGGUCGAUCUCUAAUAUGGGUUCGCGCAUCGUCAAACGAGACUUCGAUCCUGGUUUCUACGUUGACCAUUUUCUGAAGGACAUGGGCAUUGCUCUCAAAGAAGCAAAGAAGAUGAACCUAUCACUGCCCGGGCUGUCGCUGGCACAUCAGCUCUACGUUGCUGUGAAGGCGCAAGGACACGGUCGUUUGGGGACUCAAGCAUUGAUGAUUGCAUUGGAGCAAUUAAACGGUAUUUAUCCCGAGAAAGCCGACAACGUGGAGGUGGUGUAG
Molecule: messenger RNA, 1875 nt
Organism: Peronospora matthiolae
Lineage: Eukaryota; Oomycota; Peronosporomycetes; Peronosporales; Peronosporaceae
Source: the annotation of a GenBank genome assembly